AUGCCGGCAAUCUGCGACAGGGCAGCCGAGGUGCGCUGGAGCCCGACAGCCCUCCCGCCACCACUGCCCAGCUGUGCCAGCCAGGCCCGUAGCCACGUAGCAGCGCGCUCGAGGCCCGGCGCCCAAGUCCAGCGGUGGCGGCGCCUGAGCGUGGUGCCUCGCGCAGGUACCCGCCGGCCUCGCUCUGCGGCCACGCGACCCCGCCCCCGGCCACGCUCAUUGGGCGCUCCGCCCCCGGCCUCGUUCAUUGGACGCUCCGCCCCGCCCCCGCGCGGUGCCCAGCUUUCGCCCCGCCCCCUCCGCGUGCGUUUACAGUUCAUAGCGCAGCUGGAAGGCAGGUGCAGCUGUGCAGUCCGCCCUCUCCGCCUCUGGGCGGGACUCCUUGCCGCUGCUGGUCCGGCCCGGUCCCGCCGAGUCCGCAGGGAGCGGUCCUUCACGCUGGACGCGGUGUCAGCCACUGUGCCCGCGGUCGCCGUGUCCCCGUGCAACUUCGAGCUGCUGAAGCCCCUGUCGAUGCUGUACUCGGCCCUCGUAGCCCGGCUGCGGGAGCUGGUUGCUACGUUGCCUGAGGAUGCUCAGCCCGGGCCUGACUUUUAUGGGCUCCCCUGGGAGCCUGUGUUGCUCACUGCCUGUUUGGGAAUCGUUUCGUUUGCCAUCUUCUUCUGGAGGAAUGUUCUUGCAGUGAAGGAGCGAAUAUACCAAGUCACUGAACAGCAGAUUGCUGAGAAGGUGAAGACUACCACAAAGGACAAUGCAGAACUUGCAGAAAAAUUGUCAAGUUAUGAACAGAAGAUCAAGGAAUCAAAGAGGCUUAUUCAGGAGGCAAAGAAACAAAAUAUGAUUUUCUCUGAUGAAGCAAUUAAAUACAAGGAUAAAAUCAAGGUGUUUGAAAAAAGCAAUGAAUUGCUGGAUGAUAAGGCCAAAACUCUUCAUGUUACGUUAGAAUCUGAGAGGAAACGAAACAUGGAAAAUCAAGAUUUGAUACUGGAAAAUGAGAAAUCUAUGGAGAAGCUAAAGGAGGUUAUUUCAAUGAAUGCCUCAGAAUUUUCCGAGGUUCAGGUCGCCCUGAAUGAAGCCAAGUUGCGUGAGGAGAAGGUGAAGUCUGAGUGCCACCAGGUUCAGGAAGAAAACACAAGGCUGAAGAAGAAGAAAAUGCAGCUACAGCAGGAAGUUGAAGACCAGAAGAAGUUGCAUGCUGAACUCAGCGAGCGAAUCAGGACCUUGGAGAAGUCUCAGAGGGAUCUGGAAGCCACUCUUGCUGAUAAGGAUGAUAACAUCGGUGCUCUGGCCAACUGCAUCAUGCAGCUGAAUCAGUUGGAGAGUGGAACAGAAUCUGAGGGUCCAGGUCCAGGCAGAUGUGAGCCAGGUGAAUUAGCCAAUGGAGAGGUGGGAGGUGAGGAGAGUAAGCUGAAGACUCGCAUGCACCAGCUGAUGGAUGUCUCCCGGACACGUACCGCAAUAUCCGUGCUUCAGAAGGAUCUCAAACUGCUGCAAGUGAAACUGAGAGCCUCCCUGUCUGCCAAAUGUGACCUGGAAGACCAGGUCAAGAAGCUGGAUGAGGACUGUGGCACAUUGCAGGCAGCCAAGGCCGGGCUGGAGGAGGAGUGUAGGACGCUGCAGCAGAAGGUGGAGAUCCUGAACGAGCUGUACCAGCAGAAGGAGAUGGAGCUGCAGAAGAAGUUGAGCCAGGAGGAAUUUGAACAGCAGCAGCGAGACCAGCGGCUGUCGGCUGCGGAUGAGAAGGUGGUGCUGGCCACAGAGGAAGUGAAAGUCUACAAGCGGAGAAUUCAUGAAAUGGAGGAAGAAUUACAGAAAACAGAGCGCUCAUUUAAAAACCAGCUUGCUACUCAUGAGAAAAAAGCCCAUGAGAACUGGCUCAAAGCCCACCAUACGGAGCGCCUGAUUGCAGAGCAGAAGCGGCAGGCCCUCAGCUUGUGGCACAGGCUGGUGGAGAUGACCCAGAAGCUGGCCAUGCUUCAAGAGGAGCCUGUGAUCAUCAAGCCGAUGCCAGACCGGCCAGGAGUGCAGAACGCGCCCCGCAGAGAUCCCUUGAGCCAGAACAGCUCCUUUGGCCCGUCCCCUGUGAGCCACAAUGAGUGCUCCCUGCCUGGGUGCUCCCGGCCCCCAGGCGCAGAGCCCCCCGGACAGCCCCCUUCUGCGAGCCUGAACUUCGCACGCGGCAACAUCCCAAGAGCCGACUUCGAUCCCGGCCCUGGCCCUGGCCCCGUGGCCAACAGCAGCUCCCGCGGCUCCUCCCCAGCGAAGGACAUGGACGACGGCAAGGGACCCCCGGACCCCGGGAGCCCUUGUGUCGCCCCUGUCGUGCCCAGGGCCACGCUCGUGCUGGCAGGAGUGCAGCAAGCUGGCGCAGCAUCCCGCUGGCACCUCCGGAACUCAUCUCUCCGCACGCGAGUGGGGACAGCGUGGUGGCCAUGCUCGCUGCGUGGUGUGCUGCUCACCUGGGGGCCAGCAGGGUCCGGGGAUACCCUUGACUCCUCUCGGGAUGGGCACCCGGUGUCACUGCCGAGCUCGGAACUGGGCCUGCUUCUGUUUGCAGUCCCUUGCAUGGGCCCACCACUGGGCUUAAGAGAGUACGCGCCUGGCAUCCUGCCCAGACGCCGCGACCUGCCGCUGCACCCCCGCGAGUUCUUGCCAGGACCUGUGCCAUUCAGGCCUCCAGGCCCGCUGGGCCCCCGAGAGUAUUUCAUUCCUGCUCCUCGAAUGCCACCACCACCCUCUGGGCCCCAGGACUACACACCGCCGCCUGCCACAGAGGAGCCCCAGCUCUCAGGGCCCAGAGAGGCCCCAGCCUCGUCGACAAGCAGCCAGGAACCUGCCCAGGCUCUGAGGCAGAGCCCUUAAUGGCCCCACUACUCAGAGGGCCAAGGUUUUUAUUGGCUUUGGAGUUCAUUUUAAAAGGAAGUUCAUUUUAAAAGGUUUUUAGUACUAAGCUCCCUUGAGCAGUGCACAUUUUUGAGCCAAACAAUUCAGAAGACUCAUCUUCCUCUCUAAAAAUUGCCUCUUAAGCUCGAGUGACCUUCCAACUGAAAUGUGCAAUAACGAUCCCUGUGUUUUAGUUAAUAUAGCAUAGGUCAGUGUAAAAUGAUUCAGAAUGUCAUCAAAAUGACUAUUUCCUGUGGAAAUGCUCUAAGAAACGUAUUUCCGUGACCGAUGUUUUACUGUAUCAGCUGAAUACAGAGUAGUGGUAUUUAUAAGCUUUACCCCUCCUGCCCCAUCCUGGUUGAAAAGACUGUUACUUAAAGAUAAAAGAUGUUUAUUCAAAGAUCACCCCUUAUCCCCUCCCGCUCUGCUGAUGUCCUUUGUAGUAAUAGCUAAUAAAAACUUGUUUGUUAAUA
Cavia porcellus (domestic guinea pig) is the source of this 3356-nucleotide messenger RNA. RefSeq names its product transport and Golgi organization protein 1 homolog. Bases 1 to 2862 code for a protein of 953 amino acids. The transcript is spliced from 23 exons. Gene Ontology annotation, cellular component: endoplasmic reticulum exit site; endoplasmic reticulum membrane. The record is from RefSeq and is a predicted model, not a curated record. Gene Ontology annotation, biological process: protein secretion; vesicle cargo loading; endoplasmic reticulum to Golgi vesicle-mediated transport. Lineage: Eukaryota; Metazoa; Chordata; Mammalia; Rodentia; Caviidae.